UUGCAAGGAGGAAGAGGUGCACCACACUAGCAAGUAUUGUUCUUAAAUGAAGAUGCCGGGAUAUUGGCUUUGUGUGGAGGAAUCAUUCCGCAUAGUCUGUUAGCCGAAACAUCAAACUCCUUGAGUCUCGUCAAAAUCAACACAUUGCAGUGUCUGAAGUUUUUUCAAAUUCUCAAAACUUGGAGGGAUUCUGCCAACAAAACUGUUGUUGGAGAAGAAGAUGGAAGAGUGAAAAGAUGACCAAUUGUUGCAGCCUUGCAGGCGGGUUACCGGAGAGAUUGUUGUUCUCAAGGAUUAAGAUUUUGAUCUUUGGGAGCAGACAGAUGGACAGUGGCAAACUACCUGUCAGCGUGUUCUCUGAUAACAGGCAGAACUGCAGAGAACGCAAUCUGGCAAUGGAGGAAGGGAUGCCACCAGAAAUUUGGUGCUUGAACGUUGUUGGAAUUGGCCCUGUGAGCUUGUUUAACCCAAGGAAAAGGUCCAGAUGCUGGAGAAAGGCAAGAUUCCCAAGUGAGGGAGAUAAAGUUCCCAACAUCCAUGUGUCAAUAGGGAAAGGGGAGUUAGCAAAAUUGCCUGGACGGGUAACAUUGAUGACUCAGCCAGAAGAAAUAUCUCACCCGACACCUUCCCAGCUGCAGCAAUCAGUGGAAGAAUUCCAUGAUUUCAGCAGUCCAGAAGGGUCAGAGGUGAUCUUAGCCUUGAAUCCAAGCAAUGCUGCUUUCAUGCCGGCGUGGCAUGUGUCUCCGGAGGCUGGUGGUGCAAAGGAAAGUGACAAUAAAGCAGGAUUAGGAGAGUAAAGGCUUUGUUAUGAAGUGAAAUCUCCAUUAGUGGUUUUGUGGUCAGGCCUUGGAAUUUUGGUGAAUAUAAAGAGGGUGGUGGGGAGUAAGACGGUUCACAGUGAAACAGCUAAGCAAUGUGCGUUUACUAUUACGGCCAUAUUCCAAAUCAGAGACUCAAAAUCAAAAAAUUAUAUGAGC
Rubroshorea leprosula is the source of this 977-nucleotide messenger RNA. The record is from the annotation of a GenBank genome assembly. Lineage: Eukaryota; Viridiplantae; Streptophyta; Magnoliopsida; Malvales; Dipterocarpaceae.